AGCAACAAACCUACUGUGAGCUUAACUUUAAAAGUCUCUUUGAUGUGGGCAGUUGGGGCCAUGCUUCAGAUUACUUCAAAUAUUGCAUGCGCCCAUUUUGGCUCUACAAAUGUGAGUGUCCGGAGUGUGGAGGAUGGCAAUAAUUCACAGUAUGCAGACCGGGCAAACUGUGGCAGACUCCGUUCCCGAUCUCUUUACGAUUCUGAGGAGACAAAACACUCAACGGGAGAGACUGACAAGGACAGAAGCCACACAAGACCUCGUUCAAAAUCAUUCUAUGUUUGUGACACUGAUGAUGCAGGAAUGGGUCAUUUUAGCAGAUGCAAUCCUAUCAGACCAAGAGCAAGAUCACUACACAGUGAGGAUUGGGAAAAGAAACACUGGCAGGACAAGUAUCGCCGCAAAGCCUCCAAUCAAAAGACCUAAAGGAAACUCAAGCAAACGGGCCAGCAAGGAUCAUACAGGAAAUAAAGGAAAUUUAAGGGGUGUUCACAUGAUGACCAUUUCUGAGGUGGAUAAUUGGGAGAUAAGCUCUUUUCCUGGGAUGAAAUACGGUCAGUAUGUAGACUGGGAAAAGAUUGCCCCAGAAGCUGCCACCCGCUAUCGGAAGAUCUUCUCAAGUGAUCAUUAUGAGCUCAAAGCAAUGGGCCGUACGGGAUUCUGGUCCAUGCCUCAUACUCUCAGAGCCAAGACUUACCAGCACAUCAUCCACAGCAUCGAGAGCACAUCCACUGCCGCUGAUCUGGAUACUUACCACGGCUUAGUUAGGAAGCUUUUUGGGCAAUUGCAACCAAGCACACACUCUUUCCCAAAGUUUAUGGAGGAUGGGGAAAUUCCCAGAUACUGCUUAAAUAAAGCAGGUAUGAAUUCAGUGAAAAAAAUUCUCAUUUGUAUAGACCACAAUUUUCCUGAUGUCAGCUUCUGUCCUAUUCUGUCCGCUCUGGUGUCUCUUCUCUUGCACUUCAGUGAGGAUGAAGCCCAGUGUUUCCACAGUAUUUGUUCCCUGGUGACCUACACAGACCCUAAAAAGCGUUAGAUUGACCGGACUUUCCUCACUUCACGUGCCUCAUGCAUGACCUUUGGUGACCUUGCCAAUAAAUACUGCCGGCGAAUCCGGAAGCUAAUAGCCAGCUCUCGCCAGAACCUGUUUGAGUUCUACUCUGACUGGAUCCUGUGGAUCUUCGCCGAUCUGCCUUUCACAUAUGCUAUCAGAGUGCUAGAUGUCUAUCUAAUGGAGGGUUACAAAGUUUUAUACCGUGUAGCUCUUGCUCUACUCAGCUUUUACAAGGUUUCUGUGUCUUCACGAGUGGCCCACGUCGAUGACUUCAGACAAGACAUGAAGAGAUUUGUGCAGAAUGUGGGACGGCACAAUACUAUUGACACUCUGCUUCAGAGGGCUUUUAGUAUACAGCUGCCCAAACGUAAAGAACUGACUUAUCUCUUUAAUGCCAACAAGAACGCACUAAUUCAUAAGAACAUCCACAAUAAUAGCUCAUACCAAGCUAUGGAUUUCCUGGCUUUCAGAUCCUCUGUAGUAACUGAAACAGAGAUGAGGGUGGUCUGGGCCUGGAUUCCAGAGCGAUUUGCUCUGUUCAGUCCUGUGCAGCUCUUCAGUACAAAUAUUCAUGGCAGAAGUCUCUUCUCGUUUUAUUCCAAAGUUGAGGGGCAUGAUCCAACUGUUUUACUCUUGAAAACUGAAGAUGAGGAGAUUUGUGGGGCUUUCUUGUCUUCUGACUGGGCUAAGAAGAAUUGUGAUGAAAAGGGAUUUAAGUUCUUUGGCACAAGAGAGUGUUUUGUUUUCACUCUACGACCAGGAAUGGAACGGUUCCAGCGUACAGUGCUGCAGAUCUCUGGGAUGUCUGACAAAUGUGAUUCCUCUCAUCAGAAACACACUCUUUCCGUUAGCUCUCUGCCAAGCAACUGUACCCUCUCAGAACCAAAGAUAUGA
Carassius carassius (crucian carp) is the source of this 1948-nucleotide messenger RNA. RefSeq names its product TBC1 domain family member 24-like. Lineage: Eukaryota; Metazoa; Chordata; Actinopteri; Cypriniformes; Cyprinidae. The transcript has 6 exons. The record is from RefSeq and is a predicted model, not a curated record. Bases 1073 to 1948 code for a protein of 291 amino acids.